Messenger RNA from Onychomys torridus (southern grasshopper mouse), 2511 nucleotides. RefSeq names its product aladin WD repeat nucleoporin (gene Aaas). The transcript has 16 exons. The record is from RefSeq and is a predicted model, not a curated record. The coding region runs from base 848 to 2488 and encodes 546 amino acids. Gene Ontology annotation, biological process: nucleocytoplasmic transport. Gene Ontology annotation, molecular function: protein binding. Gene Ontology annotation, cellular component: nuclear pore. Lineage: Eukaryota; Metazoa; Chordata; Mammalia; Rodentia; Cricetidae.
CAGACUAGCCAGAGCAACAUAGUGAGACCCAGUCUCAAAACACCAAAGACAGGGUGGCAUGUUUCUCCAGCAGGAGGGGAACUAUGAAGUGAACCUUGACCUUUUGAUCUUUCUGUCUCAUUGGGACUGGAAGGUCUUGCUAAUUAGCUGAUGCUCACCUAGUUUUCCCUUCUUCCCAGCCUUGGGCCAGCAUGCCGUGCCGGUGUCUGGUGUGGAUACAUCCAGACCCGAGCUGUGUCAUGGUGUUACUGGUAAUUCAACAGUGCAUUUUUGGGGUAAUGGCAAGGAUUACAGUUUAUAGUAGUAAUGCACUCAGGAACCGUUACUGUUUUUCCAGUGUCUUUCUCUUUUUAGGACUCCUUUGCCGUUCUGACUGUCCUCUAAGGUUUUCCUGAGUGCAGACAGGAUGACAGUCUGUGUUUUCCUCAGGGCUAUCCACCGGCCUUGGAGGGUUUAAUUAGGUACUUUCCUAAACCUGGCUUAUUUCGGGCUUUUUCCGUACCAAGUGAGUGGGAGACGCUGUUGGGGAUUCGGAGCUGGAAAAAACAGUAGUCUCAGAGGAAACAAACCCAAACCAAACCGCGGCGCUCUUUACUACUGGUUGGCCCCGCGCCGUGUCCGCGCCGUGCCCGCUCCGUCCGCUAGGAGGCGCGCCAGGAAGUUCCGGAAGUCCGUCCCGAAACCCCACACGGAACUUUCUUCAUUGCACUUCCGUUGAGCUUCGCGCUAAUGUUUGUCCUCUGCGGCUGCCCGUCCGCAGACGAAUCUAGCCCGGGAACUAAGAGUCAGGGGAGCGCGUUCAGCAGUCCGGAUCUUGUCGAUUCCAGAAGCCUUCCGGACUGGCAAGAUGUGCUCUCUGGGGUUGUUUCCCCCGCCGCCGCCUAGGGGUCAAGUCACCCUAUACGAGCACAAUAACGAGCUGGUGACCGGCAACAGCUACGAGAGCCCGCCCCCCGACUUCCGGGGCCAGUGGAUCAAUCUUCCUGUCCUACACCUGACCAAGGAUCCCCUAAAAACCCCUGGGAGGCUGGACCAUGGUACAAGAACUGCCUUCAUCCAUCACCGGGGACAAGUAUGGAAGAGGUGCAUCAAUGUUUGGCGUGAUGUGGGCCUUUUUGGAGUCCUGAAUGAAGUUGCAAACUCAGAGGAAGAAGUGUAUGAGUGGGUAAAGACAGCGUCCAGCUGGGCCCUGGCUCUCUGUCAAUGGGCCUCCUCCCUCCACGGCUCCCUGUUCCCACAUCUGUCCCUCAGGAGUGAAGAUCUGAUCGCCGAGUUUGCCCAAGUAACUAAUUGGUCUAGCUGCUGCUUACGGGUCUUUGCAUGGCAUCCUCACACCAACAAGUUUGCAGUCGCCCUGCUGGAUGACUCCAUCCGUGUGUAUAAUGCCAACAGCACUAUAGUUCCCUCCCUGAAGCAUCGUCUACAGCGAAAUGUGGCAGCACUGGCCUGGAAGCCCCUCAGUGCCUCUGUGCUGGCUGUGGCCUGCCAGAGCUGCAUCCUCAUCUGGACCCUGGACCCCACCUCCUUGUCCACCAGACCCUCUUCUGGCUGUGCCCAGGUAUUAUCUCACCCUGGGCACACACCAGUCACCAGCUUGGCUUGGGCCCCCAAUGGGGGGCGGCUGCUCUCUGCCUCACCUGUAGAUGCUGCUAUUCUGGUGUGGGAUGUCUCAACAGAAAUCUGUGUCCCCCUUCCCUGGUUCCGAGGAGGAGGGGUUACCAACUUGCUGUGGUCCCCAGAUGGCAGCAAAGUCCUGGCUACUACUCCUUCAGCUGUCUUUCGAGUCUGGGAGACCCAGAUGUGGACUUGUGAGAGGUGGCCCACUCUCUCAGGGCGCUGUCAGACUGGCUGCUGGAGUCCGGAUGGAAAUCGUCUGCUGUUCACGGUUCUGGGGGAAACGCUAAUUUACUCCUUGUCAUUCCCAGCACGAUGUGGAACAGAGAAGGGACGUGUUGGAGGCGCGAAGUCAGCAACAAUCGUGGCAGAUCUUUCUGAGACAAUAAUACAGACACCAGAUGGAGAGGAGAGGCUUGGCGGGGAGGCCCACUCCAUGGUUUGGGACCCUAGUGGUGAACGUCUGGCUGUGCUCAUGAAAGGAAACCCACGGGUACAGGAUGGGAAUCCCAUCAUCCUCCUUUUUCGAACUCGAAACAGCCCCGUGUUUGAGCUUCUUCCCUGCGGCGUUAUUCAGGGGGAACCAGGGGCCCAGGCUCAGCUCAUCACUUUUCAUCCUUCCUUCAGCAAAGGGGCCUUGCUCAGUGUGUGCUGGUCCACAGGCCGAAUCGCUCAUAUCCCUCUGUACUUUGUCAAUGCCCAGUUUCCACGCUUUAGCCCAGUGCUUGGCCGGGCUCAGGAGCCCCCAGCUGGAGGUGGCGGCUCUAUUCAUGAUGUGCCACUGUUUACUGAGACAUCAUCCACCUCUGCCCCUUGGGACCCUCUUCCAGGACUGCCACCUGCUCAGCCCCACUCCCCGCGCUCAUACUUGUAAAUAAAGUCAGUUUUCUACUCAUU